UUGUAAAGACAAUCCUUGCCCAAGCACUUUAUUCGACUGCAUUCCGAGAAAAGACGCGUCUGGCAGACACCGAUGCAGCUGCAAGAGCGGCUACGUCAGGAUCAACAUGCGAGGGACGCUCGCCUUCUGCGAAGAUAUUGACGAAUGUCACAACACCACUAUGAAGAGAUGCAAAGGGGAUCAGGAAUGUUUGAACACACCAGGGAGCUUUGUGUGCAGAGAGCCAGCUGCGAAGCUCAGUGGGGAAAGUAGUACUAUGAAGGACAUAGCCGUUGCCUUCGGGAUUCUGUUUGCUGCGACGCUUCUCAUCGCUAUUGGACUGGGAUAUUUGCUCAUGAAAAAGUCCCAUCGGGUGCGAGAGAUGGUUCCCAUGACAGAGACAAACUCGGGGUUUGAGAACCACGCCUUCCACAAGUAGAAUGUUCAUCCAGGCACCAUAACAUAACUGGGGACCUGAUGAUGUGCGCUGGGAGAACGCUAUAAAAGUGAGUGGUGUCAUAAACUAUACCUUGCAACUUGGCAGCACUUUCAAGCAAACAACUCUUGCGGUCACUCCCAUUGCCCAAGGGGACCAUGCUACCAUCUGUUACGACAGCGCCUCCAGAUGUGGCUGUUUCCUGUAAUAGCUAAAGGCCCUCGAAAUCACCACUACCCGUUGCUGCUUGCAGACAUCUUGAAGGAAACAACUUCAUUGUUGACUCGUGUCAAGGAACACUCAACUCAGCAUUGUAGUUCCCGAUUGCCAAGGUUCCUAGAAAGCCUUUUCAAGGGUC
Molecule: messenger RNA, 773 nt
Organism: Macrobrachium nipponense
Lineage: Eukaryota; Metazoa; Arthropoda; Malacostraca; Decapoda; Palaemonidae
Exons: 5
Coding region: 107-418 (103 amino acids)
Molecular function (GO): calcium ion binding
Source: RefSeq, a predicted model, not a curated record